UAGGUAGAAAAGUUUAUAAAGAACCGGCUGCUCAAUAUGCGCACAAACCCAUUUUUCAACACAAAAUCGAUAGAAAAUCCGGUGGCAGAGAGAAAAGACGACCGCAAUAUAUUUUCUCUCGCUUCUUAUUAAAGAAACCGCAAGAACAAAGCAGCCGCCGUACUUCGUUUCUUUGUACCUGCCGGGGAUUUAAAGCCUAUGACGUAGCCUGAAGGCCUACUCAGUGUCGUCUCGUACGGGAAGUGAGUUAAUCGUGUUAUAAGGCAUUUAAAAUCUGUUGUGUGUUUUAUUUUUAAAGUAUAAUAGUGAAAUAGACUAUAGUUUUUUUAGUUAGACUUUCCGAUUUUUAUUGCAAAAGGUAAGUAAAAUUGGUUUAAAUUAUUCAAUUGUCUAAUAAUUUAAAAAAAGAAAUGAAAAUUAAUUACUGUUAAAAAUUAUAUUAUUUAAAGUAUACUUUGAUUUUAAGUGACAAAAUAAUAGGUAUUUAACUUGUAGGUAUAUAUGUACAGCCUAGAGUGUGCAUGUGUAUAUAUAUUUUUUACCUUUCUAAUUUUUUUUUAGAUGUCACCUAAGAAAGUAGGCAAACAAGAACAAAUAAUUCACAGCCAAGGGAGAGAGAUUAUUUCUAACGUGGCAGCUUUUAUGAAAAAAGAAGCAGAGCAAGGAAUUACUAUUCCUUUGAAAAAUGUUAGACAACGUACGUUAGCUGCCACUCGAGUAUCCCAGUCAACUUACAGAAGAGUGGUCCAAGAGUCAGAAGAUAUAGAAAAUAUACCUUCCUGUUCCUUUACCAGUCCAAGGAAAAAAAGGUUAAGAAAAUCUCAGAAGAUUGGUAACAUUACUUUGACCCAAAUUAAAGAUAUAAAACAAAUAGUGUACGAUUUCUACAUAGUUGAAAAAAGAAGACCUACUCUAAAAUGGUCAAAAAGCGGAGAGUAUCAUGAUGACAUGAACCAUCACAACUUCAUGACAUGGGCCGAAAAUCAGUUAAUUCCAAAUUUACUACCUAAUUCCGUCCUAGUAUUAGACGUAUUAAUGUGCCUGUAGUCAAGAAUGUUAUAUCUGGAAGUAAAAAGCAGGAAAUAGUUGACUGGCUCAAGGAACGUAAUUUUACAUUUGAUGCAAAACUCACCAAGACAGAGUUAUAUGAAAUAGUGUCUGAAAAUAAAAAAAAGUAUCCUGUAAAAACCAAGUUGGACUACCUAAUGGAAAAACAUGGACACAUUGUGUUACGUUUGCCUCCAUACCAUCCAGAGCUUAAUCCGAUAGAAAAAAUUUGGGCAACUGUUAAGAAUUGGGUGGCAAGCAGAAAUUCUACUUUUAAAUUGGCGGAUGUCGAAACUUUGACAAGGCAGAAAUUUGCGGAAAUUUCGAAUGAUGAGUGGAUAAAUAUUUGCAACCAUAUAGACAACAUAGAAAAACAAUAUUUCGAAAGUCAUCACCUUUUUGAUGAAGUAUUGGAUUCUUUAAAAUUUACAGUAAAUACAGGCUCAUCUGAUGAAGAGAUCGAAUGGUCUUCAUCGGAUGAAUCUGAUUUAGGUUGUAAUACACUAUCUGAUAGUGAAUAAAAAUAUAUAAUAUGUAAAAUAAUGAAAUAAAACUUUAAGCUUAUACCAAUUUGUUUCUUUACACAAGUCGUUUAAAAUACCUAAU
Anthonomus grandis grandis is the source of this 1653-nucleotide messenger RNA. RefSeq lists its product as uncharacterized. The transcript has 3 exons. The record is from RefSeq and is a predicted model, not a curated record. Lineage: Eukaryota; Metazoa; Arthropoda; Insecta; Coleoptera; Curculionidae. The coding region runs from base 562 to 1047 and encodes 161 amino acids.